CAAAGGGCAGUUGGCGGCCUGUAAGAGCACGAGCGUCUCACGUGUGCGUCCAAUCUUCCGGCGCGGAUAUGGACACGCGUCCAAGCACGACGUCAGCGGCUCCCCCCGUCCCCUGGCACAGCCCUCUACCCAUGUCAUCCGCCCUACUUCCUUUUUGUUCUCUCACCCCCUUCCUUCCCGAACCCUAACCCUGGAAAUUCCCAACCUUCCUGCCCUCAAAACCCUAACCCUGGAUUCCUCCAAACCCAUUCUCUGAUGGCUUCUCAACCACCGCCUUGACGAGGCGAGCAAUUCGUCACGGUGCGGUCCAAGCAUCAGCUUCUCCACCUCGAUUCGCUUCAAAGAUAAGUUUUAUGUAAUUCUGGGUCAUUAUCUGGUUUCUUGGUUCUUGAAUCCGCGGAUAGCCGGAGACUCUGAUGGCGUUUUUAAUGAGGAAAGUGUGCGGAUCCUUGCUAAGCCGCUUAGGUUCGACUUCGGGUCGGAGCUCGUCGGAAUUCCCGGCCGAUUACCCCUCGAUGGGCGCCUUUGAUCAGCUCCCGGUCGAUGUCUUCAUACAGAUUCUUAGGUUCCUCGGACCGAAGGAGGUCGCAAAGACGAGUCUUGUCUGCAAGUCCUGGAAGCUUUUGGCGUCGGAAAAUAGGCUUUGGAUCUUCUUCUUCCAGAACGGGAAGGAGUCCUGGGAUUCUAUACUUUUUUCGGAGACUCACUUGAGAUUGGGCACUUCUUCCAUGACAUACUAUGAUCAGUCACCACAGUUAUCAUUCAUGAACAUUUAUGCAAUGCGUGCCACAGUUCCAGGUUCUGUUAUCAUUGAUGGUGGAUCAGGAUAUUGCAAGUUUGGCUGGAGCAAGUAUGAUUCUCCUUCUGGACGUUGUGCUACUUUUUUAGCUGUUUUGGCAUUGUAUGCUGCAAAGCGCACUUCUGGAAUUGUUGUCAAUAUUGGUUUCCAUGUCACCUCCAUCGUCCCGAUUCUUCGAGGAAAGGUGAUGCGUGAGGUGGGUGUUGAAAUUGUGGGACAAGGUGCCUUAAAACUUACUGGAUUUCUUAGGGAGCUAAUGCAGCAGAGAAAUAUAAGUUUUGAGUCACUAUACACGGUUCGAACAAUCAAGGAGAAACUAUGCUAUGUGGCCAGGGAUUAUGAAGCAGAGCUAUGUAAAGAUACGCAAGCAUCAUGCGAGGUUGCAGGUGAGGGUUGGUUCACUCUGUCAAAGGAGCGCUUCCAAACUACAGAGAUCCUUUUCCAGCCACAAAUUGGAGGGAUGCGUGCAAUGGGUUUGCAUCGAGCUGUAGGUCUUUGUAUGGAUCAUUGUUUUGCGGCAGAAGUGGCUAGUGAUAAUGGAUGGUUUAAAACUGUGGUUUUAGCAGGUGGAUCUUCAUGCUUACCUGGACUGCCAGAGAGGUUAGAGAAAGAGCUGUACAAACUUUUUCCACCAUCCAUGUCUGAUGGAAUAAAAGUCAUCCCCCCACCAUAUGGCACUGAUUCUGCCUGGUUUGGAGCAAAGGUUGUCAGCAAUGUGAGCACUUUCUCUGAGGCAUGGUGCACAACGAAAAAACAGUUUCGCCAGAAGUUCCGCCGCAAUGUGACAUCUCUCAUUGGUGCAUGGUGACAAACAUGUGGCUUGUUUCAAGCCCAGACUUGGGAGGUCACUGGCCUCCUUUGUUUGCAGACAGAAAGUGAUACUUUGGUAAGGCUACCGAGUCAAGCUACUACAUCAUAAAUGGAGAUUCCAUAAUGUUCUCAGAGCGAAUACACUCUCCAAUCUUGAAAUGUAGCUAAUUCUCAAUAAAUGUCAUUAUUUCACCUCAUCUUGUGGCAUUUUAUUGUGAAAAUGCAUGCUGUUGCAAAGUGUUGUAUAUAAUGUAUGUAUAAGACGUAAGAAUAAUCAUUAAUCGUGCUGUAUUAGUAACAGCGCUCCAGAUAUCGGCGUAAAAUGUUGCGUAAGAACUAAAUAAUAAAACAGAUUCAUAUGACAUUUCUUUUGAA
This is a messenger RNA of Elaeis guineensis (African oil palm), 1984 nucleotides long. Lineage: Eukaryota; Viridiplantae; Streptophyta; Magnoliopsida; Arecales; Arecaceae. The record is from RefSeq and is a predicted model, not a curated record.